Molecule: messenger RNA, 3210 nt
Organism: Nerophis lumbriciformis (worm pipefish)
Lineage: Eukaryota; Metazoa; Chordata; Actinopteri; Syngnathiformes; Syngnathidae
Source: RefSeq, a predicted model, not a curated record
AUGGUCGCAGAGGAGAUUGUGGUCUCCCUCUCUGGUGGUUCUCCAUGGGGGUUCAGGCUUCAAGGAGGAAAAGAGCAGCAACAGCCUCUACAGGUGGCAAAGGUACGCCGGCGCAGCAAAGCAUGCAGAGCAGGGCUGAAGGAGCAAGAUGAGCUGGUUGCCAUCGGCGAGCAUUCGUGCACCAAUCUCAGCCACGCCCAAGCCAUGAGUCUCAUCGAUGCUCAGAAUUCUACGCUGCACCUGAGGGUCAAACGGUCCCCUUCUUAUCCGGCCCGCUGCUCACCUCCACUUCUCUCUGUGACCUCCGUUGAUCCCAACGGGGUCACUUCGCCGCCAGACAGCGAGGCCUACUACGGCGAGACGGACAGCGAUGCCGACACGCGCUCGCACGCCCACCGUCGCCAGCGGCGAACGUCUCCGCACGCCCGCUCACCAGCACGCUACGACAACCAUGGGGAGGAGGAGGAGACAUCUGAGAUGAGUGGCUAUGAGAGUGCAAAUGAAGCAGCGGGUGGUCCACUGCAAGGGCAGUGGCACGGCGUUCCACACAAGGACUUCAUCUACCAGCCACCCCAGCUGGGAUGGACCACACCUGUGCACAGUCUCACCCCGCACUCGGUCACCCCCACCCCUGAGCGAGCCCAAGGAGAGACCGAGGGUGAAGGAGACAGCGGCUUCCAGGAGGCAGGGGCCUGCAUCUGCCCGCCUCUAGUGUCUCCCGAGCGGGCCAAGGAAGCUCUGAUGCUGGGAUCUAGCAGUCAACUGGUGCCCAUGGUGGGACCUCAGCAGGGCCCUGUGAGUGAGGAGCUCGCCGCCACCUACAUGGAUAAAGCACGACAAGCUAAGCUACAGCGCGGGGAGAGUUUGGUGGAGAAGCAGGUAAAAGAAGCUCGCACCAAAUGCCGUUCCAUCGCUUCAUUGCUGACUGAUGCACCCAACCCAAACUCCAAAGGAGUGCUCAUGUUCAAGAAGCGGCGGCAGAGAGCCAAGAAGUACACGUUGACCUGCUUCGGCAAGGCUGAGGAAGACCAAGGGGGUGAAAGCACCGAGGGGGAGACGGAGGAGGAAGGAGGGAGCUCCAUUCAGAGUUCUGAAGUUGACGAGGAGGGUUUCUCAGCCUCGUUUGACCCUACCUGGGAUAGCGGUUAUUUAGACCUGCUGGACAGAAGGAGUGCCGCCUGCCCCCCGACCACACCAUCAGCAACGAAUAACAACAGCCCAGGAGGUGAAAAAUUGAGCUUUGAGGCACCUGUAAGUCAAAUUCCAAGCUUGGAAGUGUUCGGGCAGGAGACCAUGAAGCAACUGGACGCGCCGAAGUCUUCUGCUCCGGAGGUGCCCCUUGUCAACGGUUGUCCAGUUUCUAUAAGCCGGGCUAGUGUUACACUAAGCUCACCUCCUCUGACACCCCCACUAAAUAAUCAAAAUGGCCCACAUGUCAAUGUCAGCCCAAAUCCAAACUUUGACAACCAUUCAGUUCCAGCUGCGCUCAAUCGCACAGCUCGCCCCUUCACUCCUGGCCCCACGACACCCUGCUCGUCAGUGACCUCCGUGAUGUUCCGACCUCCCCAGCCCAAACCAGCAGCGGCUGUCUCCAUGGUCACUAUCGCGCCUACUCACUAUCCGUCUGUGGAUGGGAGGAGAGCGGUGUCUAGCACCUCCCUUUACAUCCCGCCUCGGAACAAUGGCGUCUCCCCCUCGGUCAGCUCCUCAGCCCUCUCACCCCCCUCAUCUUUGUGUCCUUCCAUUCCAGUCACUCCUCAACCUGCACCUGCCCACCCUGCUCAAUCUUUCUCCCCUCCUCAGCCAUUUCAUUCUCCCCCUUCCUUUCAUCCAACACCCUCACCUGGAAUGUCUCCCAUCUCUCAGGUCCAAGUUUCCGUUGUUCCCCCGAAUCAAGAUUCCACAGCCGCUCAUCCCAUGAUCCCUGCUCCCAUGGUGACUGCGCCGACCCCUCAAACCUUAGCCCCAGAUUCAUUGGGUUCUCGUGAGCAGCGAAUCUCAGUGCCCGCUGCGCGUACCGGUAUCCUGCAUGACGCUCGCAGUCGCAGCAGCAAGAAGCCAAUGUUCAGUGCCAUCCGCAGUAAAGACGUGUCACCGAACCCUGCCCUGAUGUCCAUGGUGCAAAACAUGGAUGAUCGCUUUACGAGAACCACAGCUGCAGAGUCUGCCGUUGUAUCAAGUUGCGAAGCUGGCCACGAGUCUGGGCCUGAGGAGGACUGGUUACGCCUGGGAGCCGAGGCUUGCAACUUCAUGCAGGCUCAGCGAGGAUCAAGGCCGCCACCAGUGGCCCCAAAACCGCAUACCACUCAAGGGCCUCAGCUGGCAGGAAAAGGGGGUCAGCUGUUUGCCCGCAGACAGAACCGAAUGGAUCGUUAUGUCGUUGAGCGGAGUCCCUCCGCCGCUCCGGGACUGUUCUCUCCUUCCCAGACCAGAGAGCCUUCACCCACGCCAUCCCUGCCAGCUACCUGGAAGUACUCCUCCAACAUCCGUGCCCCUCCUCCAAUCAGCUAUAAUCCACUCCUGUCACCCUCCUGCCCUCCAAAAGCCCAGAAGAAGGCAGAGGUGACAAAGUCUGGAUCAGCUGGAACAAAAGGGAAGAAAUCCACCAAAAAUCAGGUGGAUGUCAUGAAACACCAACCCUACCAGCUCAACUCAUCUCUGUUCACAUAUGGUGGGUCCCAAGACUCUUCCUCCGGUCCGCAGCAAGGUGGUUCUCAGAAGACGGCAAGAGUUUACGAGGUGAAACGCUACUCCACACCACCUCCAACAGCCACCAGCCCUGCCCUGAAGGUGAUCGUUCCUCGAUCUGCCACGACACUUGGAGAACCGCUUUGGCGAUCUGACAUUGCCUCUCCGCCUCCCCAAACAGCCUAUCACCCCCAAACACCUCCCACUGCUUACCAAUCACAGUGGUCCCCUGGGCCCCUAUCCCCUCCAAUACCCCCUGCGCCCACAGCUCCCCUCCCUCAACUCCCUACCUUCAUCUCACCUCCAAAUGCCGUCCAGUCUCCCAUGUUCUCCCAUCUCCAGCCUCAACAAGCUGAUAGGCAGUUUAAGAGCGCCCCAGAUCUUAGCCCUCUCAGAUCCACUGCACCCACCCCACAGGCGUCCACAGGAAGCCAGUACAGCAGGGUUCCCAGACCCCGAUUCAGCACCUCCAACCUGGGACUACAACCUUGCGUGUGGCGCCCUGGGUCCACUGCUAAUUAA